GGCUUUCGCGAUAUUGACUCCAUUCCUCUGCCUCUCCAACGCCUGAACAAGUCUGGAAGAAACCAUGGCACCCGCCUGUCUCGGUAUUUUAGAGGGGCCCGCCCCUACUUGCCAUGCUACCCGUGGCGUCAAGUCAGCCUCUCAUUCCAAGAGCUCUGCGAUAGUGUCUGAGGUCGGUGAGCUGGGCCCGCCGCCAAAAAAAGAGCCUCUAUUCACAUUCUUUACGCUGGCGUCUUAGCGGGGCAAGUCGUGACGAGAGAGAGAGCUCCUAUAAGUCCUUCUAGCUAGACGCUUGCUCCUUCGUGUCCUUCUACUCCAGGUUCGGUCCUUACCACGCCCCUAACUCUAACUAGCUCCGUCGUACAAGCCACGAUGCUGUCGUCUAUAUUCCUUCUCGUCUGUCCUUUACUGCUGGGGGCGUCCGUGUCGGCCGCUCCGAAGCUCAUCAAGCUCAGCCCCGAAGAUGACGUGGAAAUCCAAUGCGCGGCGGCCGUCACGGUAACGGCUACCAAGACCAUCUGGGCAACGCAGGCUCCGGGCCCGGCCGGCUCUGGCUUCCAGGAGAAAACAGGGAGUCCGGCGGCUCCUCCGACGGCGGCCAGCGAGCAGCACUAUCCGGCCGCGUCCCUAGGCGCCUUCUCGAUGGCCAGCCAGGCCUCUCAUCCAAGCCAAGCCCCCGCCCCUGUCGCGAACGCUCCUUCCAACCAGCCAGAUGCCGCCGGAAAGGCUCAGCCCUCGCUCUCUCCACAGUCUGCGGCUCCCGCUGAAGCGGCUUUUAAUGCUACAGCUGAUGCUGCACCACCGUCAUCCUAUCGCAAUGCACUCUAUUUCACCAACUGGGGUAUUUACGGCGCGAAUUAUCAGCCCCAGCAGCUUCCCGCUUCGCAGAUCACCCACGUUCUAUAUGCUUUUGCAGACAUUGCCUCAGAUGGCGAGGUGAAAACCUCGGACUCGUAUGCAGAUCUGCAGAAGCACUACCCCACCGACUCGUGGAACGACCAGGGCAACAACGCGUACGGGUGCGUCAAGCAGCUAUAUAUCCUUAAGAAGAAGAACCGGAACAUGAAGGUCCUGCUCUCCAUUGGCGGGUGGACGUACUCGCCCAAGUUUCCUCCGGUUGCGGCCACCGAGUCCGGGCGGCAGCGUUUCUGCUCGUCGACAGUCAAGUUGAUUCAAGACUGGGGGCUCGACGGCAUGGAUAUUGACUGGGAGUACCCGGCAAAUGCGGCCGAGGCACAGAACUUUGUCUUGCUCCUUCAGACGUGCCGACAAGCGCUCGACGGCUACGCGGCGCAACACGCUCCGGGCUAUCACUUCCUGAUCACCAUCGCGGCGCCCGCAGGGGCGCAGCACUAUAACAUCAUGGACCUGCCGGGCAUGGACCCGUGGAUAGACGCGUGGCAUCUGAUGGCGUACGACUACGCGGGCUCGUGGGAUUUGACGUCGGGCCACCAGUCCAACAUCUUCGCCAAUGGCAACAACCCGCAGAGCACAAAGUUCAGCACGGAACAGGCGGUCCGCGACUACCUAGUGCGCGGCAUCCCGGCGAAUAAGAUUGUGAUGGGACUCCCGCUGUAUGGGCGAUCGUUCGAGGCGACGCCCGGGCUCGGCCAGCCGUACAACGGCAUCGGCGCGGGUUCGAUCCAGUCGGGCGUCUGGCUGUACCGCGACCUACCGCGCGCAGGCGCGCAAGAGAUGUUCGACGACGUAGCCAAGGCCAGCUACAGCUACGACCAGGGCAACAAGGAGCUCAUCACGUACGACACGGUCACCAGCGCCGUGACGAAAGCCCAAUACCUCGUCAAGCGCGGCCUCGGCGGCGCCGUCUUCUGGGAGGCCAGCGGCGACAAGUCGGGCGCUAGCAGCCUCGUCGCCACCCUCGCCCAGCAGAUGGCCGCCCUUGACCCCUCGCCGAACUUGCUCGUCUACCCGGCCAGCCAGUACGACAACAUCCGCGCCGGCAUGCCGGGCGCUUGAGCCACUGUGGGCGACUAUGCAUAGUUCCUGAAGAUGGGAGACGGCGUAGUUUGGUUUGUUUCUGCUUUUUUACAUUCACCCACAAACCCAGGGCUGUGCUCAGGGGGGCCUUUUUUCUUCG
This is a messenger RNA of Lasiosphaeria miniovina, 2098 nucleotides long. Its product is annotated as glycoside hydrolase family 18 protein. NCBI's taxonomy places the organism in Eukaryota, Fungi, Ascomycota, Sordariomycetes, Sordariales, Lasiosphaeriaceae. The record is from RefSeq and is a predicted model, not a curated record. The transcript is spliced from 4 exons. The coding region runs from base 373 to 1977 and encodes 534 amino acids. Gene Ontology annotation, cellular component: extracellular region. Gene Ontology annotation, biological process: chitin catabolic process; carbohydrate metabolic process. Gene Ontology annotation, molecular function: chitinase activity; chitin binding.